Messenger RNA from Pseudomassariella vexata, 493 nucleotides. RefSeq lists its product as uncharacterized. The record is from RefSeq and is a predicted model, not a curated record. NCBI's taxonomy places the organism in Eukaryota, Fungi, Ascomycota, Sordariomycetes, Amphisphaeriales, Pseudomassariaceae. The coding region runs from base 38 to 250 and encodes 70 amino acids. The transcript has a single exon.
UGCCAAUAAAUACAUCCAGGGCCUUGAGCGAGAGACAAUGAUAUACCAACACCUUGAAGGCAGAAGCAUCUCGCCGCGCCAUCUGGGCCAUGGCAUAGAAAAUGCGAAAACCAUCCAGUUCCUGAUCAACCAUAUAGAAGAUGUGACGGAACGAAACAAGGCAGAUCUACCAAUUUGCGCGAAAGCGCUGCGAAAACACCACGCAGGUAAGAAAUCGACCACUUCGACGCAUGGCCUACAAUAUUCUUAGUGCGUGCUGAUGAAAGUGUUCUUUUGUUGACUUCGAAUAUGCGGGAUUCGACAAGGGAAACUAUAGAAAGCCCUACGACAUGAAGCGCAUGUUAAAUACUUUUGACCGUUGGGCGGUAAAUUGAUUCUUCGACCAUGAGCGCCGGGAAAUAUUCCCUGUCCAAUGACGGAUCAAGGAAGCAGGUGAGUUGCUUGAGAUAGGCUACCCCUAAAGUUGUGCAUACUGGUUGUAAGGUUGAUUUCU